Messenger RNA from Lymnaea stagnalis (great pond snail), 6420 nucleotides. The record is from the annotation of a GenBank genome assembly. Lineage: Eukaryota; Metazoa; Mollusca; Gastropoda; Lymnaeidae.
CAGAGAGGCUCGCGGGGUGGGAAAGGUGGCGGGUGGUCAUCUUCUAGAAAAGGUGGUAUCGACUACGAUGACUCCAUUGACGGCCCUUGCGUCAAUGACCCGUAUUCCAACCCUUUGCCAGACGAAGGGCGGAGGACAACCCAAGCUUCAGCGUAAGUAUAGACAUUUUAAUGGUUAAGAAAUGGGCUGACUGGCGGCAUGUUGAAGUCAGACUGUCAUAUUUAAUUCAGACUAUCAUGUUUAAGUCACACUGUCAUAUUUUAGUAGAUUUAUCAUCAACUCAAUGAUGUUUCUUGGUUAAUUACAAGCUUUAUAGAUUUCUUUUCAAAUGAUCAAAUUUUCUGUCUAUCUUUAAUCUGAGUAAGUUAUUUGCUACCACAGAUAUAGUUUCACCGGCACAAGCAGCACAAGAGGUCGGGGGAGAGGCUCUGCCCCUAAAGUCAAGCUGGAAAUGCAGCGUCUGUUUAUGAGUACAGAUAACCAGGAUAUGGUGAGGAAAACGCUACAGUCACUACGUGAAGAUGAUGGUGAUUAUGGUACAUACAGGUGAGGAGUUUUGUCCUGGUUGAAAUACUAUUCAAGACAGUGGUUCUCAACCUUUCUAAUGCCGCGACUCUUUAAUACAGUUUCUUGUGUCGUGCGGCCCCCACAACACAAUUAUUUCGUUGCUACUUCAUAGCUGUAAGGAUAUAUAUUUUCAGAUGGUCUUAGGCGACCCCUGGGAAAGGGUCGUGCAACCCCCAAAGGGGUUGUGACCCACAGGUUGAGACUUCUUAAAUUUGAGAAAGGAAUGUACAGAUUUUUAUUCAGUAAAUUAAAUUCUAAUUUGUUCUUAUAGUAUUUUACUUGUUCAAAAGUUUAUUAAAGGGAAAAGUGUACACUAGUCAGGAAGUUUUAGAGAUUUAUAAUGUAAACAGAACAAGCAGUUUAGAAGCAGUUGUUCCGUCACUAGCAUACGGAGCAUUGCAGGGGCACAAAACAGAAAAGUGGCGGGGGCUUUUAAAAGUCAUGCAAUGGCUCUGCCACCAAGCUAUAGGAAAUUAUUAUGUGUCCGUUAUCAGAACAUAUUGAUCCUUAAAGAUAACUGUCCGUGCGGGAAGGGGAUAGCCAUUGGUUAAGAGGUUGAAGGAGAUAGCCAUUGGUUAAGAGGUUGAAGGAGAUAGCCAUUGGUUAAGAGGUUGAAGGAGAUAGCCAUUGGUUAAGAGGUUGAAGGGGAUAGCCAUUGGUUAAGAGGUUGAAGGGGAUAGCCAUUGGUUAAGAGGUUGAAGGAGAUAGCCAUUGGUUAAGAGGUUGAAGGAGAUAGCCAUUGGUUAAGAGGUUGAAGGGGAUAGCCAUUGGUUAAGAGGUUGAAGGGGAUAGCCAUUGGUUAAGGGGUUGAAGGGGAUAGCCAUUGGUUAAGAGGUUGAAGGAGAUAGCCAUUGGUUAAGAGGUUGAAGGGGAUAGCCAUUGGUUAAGAGGUUGAAGGGGAUAGCCAUUGGUUAAGAGGUUGAAGGGGAUAGCCAUUGGUUAAGAGGUUGAAGGGGAUAGCCAUUGGUUAAGAGGUUGAAGGGGAUACCCAUUGGUUAAGAGGUUGAAGGGGAUAGCCAUUGGUUAAGAGGUUGAAGGGGAUAGCCAUUGGUUAAGGCGUUGGUUGAGUGUUAUAAAAAUGUAUAAUUAUAAAGAUAAUUUUCUUGCUGCAGUGAUGAGGAAAAAGUGGAUGAAGAGGAUUAUGAUGAAGAGUAUGAUGAACUUGACACGAGAGCUGAGAAUGAAUACUGGCUGUCAGACCGCACACUUGUAGUGCAAGAUGCUAAAAGAUUUGAUUGGUCUUCCCAACCGCAUAAAGGGGGACUGGUCCAGGCUGUCUCACAGGAGAACAUAUUUGCAGUAAAAAAACUUCAAAGGCAAGAUAAAACUAUGUCUUUGACAGCCUUAAAAAAAAGUUUAAAUUAAGAAAAAAAAGUAAUCGGAUAAAUAUCUGUCCACAUGCGACUGUAGCUGAUUUUUAUUUAAAAAUUAUGUCACUGGUGCAACCAACGUGCUUCUGGUUGGAAAAUAUCUCUGCAGCAUGGGAUCAUGAGCUGAAUCGUGUACACUUGUUGACAAAAUGGGCCACUCCCUUGUAGCUUCUCUGCACUACUCAUAUUGUUUUCUCUUUACUCCCUUGUAGCUUCUCUGCACUACUCAUAUUGUUUUCUCUUUACUCCCUUGUAGCUUCUCUGCACUACUCAUAUUGUUUUCUCUUUACUCCCUUGUAGCUUCUUUGCACUACUCAUAUUGUUUUCUCUUUACUCCCUUGUAGCUUCUUUGCACUACUCAUAUUGUUUUCUCUUUACUCCCUUGUAGCUUCCCUGCACUACUCAUAUUGCUUUCCCUUUACUAACUUGUAGCUUCUCUGCACUACUCAUUUAGCUUUUCCUAUACAGUCUUGCUGGCUAUAUGGUAACCGUCGGUGGCAAUCUUUCAUGAUGGCUUAGUAUAAUUAAUGUAUAUUUUUAAUCUUGUUGUGCUCAAGUUCUUUGAGAUUCGUCCCUAAUAAGUAUAUUCUUUUAAUAAGUAUAUUCUUAAAAAACAAUUCCAAGUUCUUUCUGUUCUACCAUUUCUACAGGUGUGGCUUUAGCACAGAGCACUGUCAAGAGGCUCUGCUAAUAUGUGACGGGGAUGUCGGUGCUGCACUUGAGUACCUGCUAAAUGAUCUGUUCAACAUCACGCUCAGUGUCUCUGAGACCACCGAUGAUUCUGAGCUGGAUCAAGCCAUUUUUGCUGCACGGGAUGAGGAGAAGAUGGCGUUGGAAUCAAUCUAUGACGUCGCCUUUGAGGAGAGAAUCCCAAACACAUUGUGGGUGCUUAAUUUAGAGCUGCCUGAAUUGAGCCAGCUCCUGAGCCAAAGAGCCGUGCCUUCGGCUAGUAAAAAAUCUGAGAAGAGCAUUGAUAGAAAACUGUGUCCGUUCUAUUUGAAAGGUUCGUGCAAGUUUAAGGAUAACUGUCGUUUUUCUCAUGCGAUGCCAUUGGAUACCUCAGGGGAGUUAAGAAAAUUAUCUCAUCCGAUUUAUGCAAAUUUAAAAGCCUUAGAGGAGGACAAGAAAUCUCCAUACAGUAUAGAAAUUAGGUUCCCCAAAGGAAAUAAAUAUCCAAACGAACCGCCUCUGCUGGCAUUUUCAUCUGUGAUAGAAGAGUUACCUCCUCACUCCCGCCUUCACAUCACACAGUUUUUGAUGGCUCAGGCCAAAGAGGCUGCUCGGGACUCUCUCCCCUGUCUUUUCUCCCUUGUCAGUGCUUUAGAGGACGUUGAACAGCUGGAACUGCUGAUAUCAUUACCACCGCUUGCCUUAAGUAAACCUGUUUCCAUGUCCCAGACCUGCAAAGUCAAGGUGAUCAACCCGAAAUCCCUAUUACCAGACACCAGUCUAAAAACAAAUGACCAAAAUAAAGACUCUCACGGGUUGGAGAGCACACUGACGCGGCACGGCAGCAAUCAAGAUGUCAAGAGAGAAGAGGAGGCGCCACACAUUUUCGUGCCACAGAAGAGGAAAGAUGUGACGCCUGUCCGAGUCAAUCCGAUCGAAAUGAAAAGACAAAACAAAAUUUUGCAGGAAGAGUUUUUCCAUAAGAAAGUAGGUGCUAACAUUUUUUUCAACAAGUUUAUAAGAGCCCAGUUGCAAAUGGUACUAAGUCCGUUUUUUGAAAAAAAUUAGUUAGUGCCCUUUUCUUAAUCUAUUGAUAAAAAUACACAUUUUGAAUCUCUCAUCUUAACGUUCAGAAGGCUCUAAAUGCAUUUAUUUUAAAUAGAAACUGUAGAGCUACCUUCAAAAUGCUGGUUAAGUUGUAACACAAAAUUCACUUUCCUGAAAAAUAAGUUUGGUUGGACUUAGUACCUUUUGCAAGCUUGCUCCUCAAUAUGAUCCAACCAGUGUGUAAAUGAUACCAUCCAACCAUUAUAUAAAUGAUAUCCAACCUAUGUAUACAUUAUAUGAUCCAACCAGUUUGUAAUUAUCCAACCAUUGUGUAAAUGAUAUGAUCCAACCAUUCUAUAAAUGAUAUCCAACCUAUGUAUAAAUUAUAUGAUCCAACCAUUUUAUAAAUGAUAUUAUCAACCAGUAUAUAACUUAUAUGAUCCAACCAGUAUAUAAAGUAAAUGAUGAAAUUCACUCAGUAUAUAAAACGUUAGACUUAGAUUUAUGUGCAGAUAGUUCUUGAGACUGAUUGUCAUGGCAGAACAAUUCCAAACUGUAUCUCAGAACACAAUCACAAGCACAAAAAAGCAAUGGCAUGCUAAACAAUUAGGGACUCUAAUGCUGUCAGACGCUCACUCUAACUAAAUAUAAAGUCAAACAUUAUUUAAUGCAGGAUUUCAGUUAAAUUUAAAAUUGCUUAAAGUUUUUGCUAUUGACCAAGACAUGAUAAUUACCAUGACAUAAAAAUAAUGGUUUAAUUGAUAAAAAUGUGAAAAUAUCUACCCUUCAUUUGUAAGUAGAUUUUAAAGGGAUAAAUGCUAUGACAUUAAAAAAAAUGGAUUAAUUAGAAAAAUUUAAAAUAGAGCAUAUUCAUUUUUAAGUUGAUUUUAAUUAGUCUCAUUUAAAUGAUGCUUGAAUUUGAUACUUAUCUAGUAGAAAAUAAACACUUUAGAUGUUAUUCUAGUUCUGAUGCUAUACUAGUUUUGAUGAUACACUAGUUUUGAUGGUGAACUAGUUUUGAUGCUUUACUAGUUUUGAUGAUACAAUUUUACAAAUAGUUUGUAGAAUUCCUUAGGGUGACCUUGACAUUUAAAAUGAUACAUUUUCCAGAGCUCAAAACAUUACCAAAGUAUGCAGUCGGAUCGUCGUAGAUUGCCAGCAUGGGACAUGAGAGAAGAACUGCUGACACUGAUUGAACAUAAUCAAGUUGUGGUUAUCAGUGGAAUGACAGGGUGAGUCAACUGCUUGGUUUACAGCAUCUGAUGGCCCGGGGUAGGACGAGGACGGAGACGUUAUUUGUUAUCAAGAGCCAAUACUUUCUCUUGAUUGGGUCAUGCGUGCGAUACUAUAUAACCUUUGUGUGUCGGCCAGUGUGGCAUUCAUAUUCUACUCUUUUGCUGUUAACAUUUUGUGUGUCAGCCAGUGUGGCAUUCAUGUUCUACUCUUUUGCUGUUAACAUUUUGUGUGUCAGCCAGUGUGGCAUUCAUGUUCUACUCUUUUGCUGUUAACAUUUUGUGUGUCAGCCAGUGUGGCAUUCAUAUUCUACUCUUUUGCUGUUAACAUUUUGUGUGUCAGCCAGUGUGGCAUUCAUAUUCUACUAUUUGGCUGUUAACAUUUUGGAGCAGGUCACCUAGUGGCAGACUUUUUUUUUUUAAAAGUCAUUUUAAGUAAAGAAUAAAAUUGUAUAAAUUUUUAUAAUUAUUUGUGCACUUAAAAUUUGGCCAGAUUUUUUAUUUACUUUUUUUUUAAGAGGCAAUUUUUUCUUCAGUAUUCACCUUGACUUUAAAGAGGGAUUUUUUUAUAUGCCAGGUGAGAUCAACAAUAUGAAACACAUUGAGCACAAAUGAGUUAGCGGUGUUUUUUAAAAACACAAUGUGAUAUUUUUAUUGUGUCGUCACUGAUAUGUGGCUUUAUACAAUAAUUGGCAUUCAUAUAUCAGCUUCACAAUCUGUUAGAAUCCUGGCGUUACAAUGUUUUCAAAACUAACAAAAUUGAAUAGCUUUUUGAAUAGCUCCAUCAAACAGUAACAAAUAGUUGCAGUUGAAAGUUGCAUAGUUUUAUCUGCUGCACAAUCCUGAAAGAAUGAAUACCUAGAUCCCUGUAAACAGGUUUCAGUUUUCAGAUGGCCUUCCUUAUCACAGGAUUGCAUGGCCUGCACAUGAUGCCGGCUUCUUUUCUCAUGAGAAGAACUUCCUGUUGUUUCCCCUUUCAGUUAUUAAAAUAUGUGACCAAGUAGGAAAUGGCAGCUCUUGUGCGAAACCUUUUAAACUACUUCAUGGAGUCAGUUUUUAAUCAUUGAAAUAAUCAGACACAGUCAGUUUAAAUCAUUGAAAUAAUCAGAUGAAGUCAGUUUUUAAUCAUUGAUAUAAUCUGAUGAAGUCAGUUUUUAAACAUUAAUAUAAUCUGAUGAAGUCAGUUUUUAAUCAUUGAUAUAAUCUGAUGAAGUCAGUUUUUAAUCAUUAAUAUAAUCUGAUGAAGUCAGUUUUUAAUCAUUGAUAUAUUCUGAUGAAGUCAGUUUUUAAUGAUUGAAACAAUCGAUGACCUCACCAGAUGUGGUAAAACCACCCAAGUCCCCCAGUUCAUUCUAGACGAAGCUCUUCAAAAUUCCAACUGCAACAUCAACAUCGUAUGCACCCAACCACGUAGAAUAUCUGCAAUGGCGGUGGCCCAGAGGGUGGCUGACGAGCGGUGUGAGAAACUGGGAAGGUGUGUCGGAUAUCAGAUCAGGUUGGAGAGUGUUAUGGUAAUUGGAAAAUCCUUUUUUUAA